AUGUCUCUAACUAACGCCUCCCACGAUUCGCUGCCCUACAUCGAUAGACCCCUUACCCCCUCUGCAACCUCCAAAGCCACAGCUCUAAUCGCCGCCGAGCUCAAACAAAGCGAUACGUCUGCUUUACACCCAUCAUUACCCACUUUCCCGUCCCCGAAUUUCACACCAUUCGUUGAACAGGAAUUGGAAAGGAUCUCGAAAAAUAUACCGUUCACAGAUGGUGUAGACGCCAGUCGUUACGAACCCCAAUCCCUUCCACCUUCUUCCUCGGAAGAAGAAUAUAAAAAACUCUUACAAACAUCAUACGCAACAACAACUCAUCUACAGAACCGAUUGACAAACUUAACCCUUCUGUCGAAUUUCGGGCAAAACGCCUGGUUGAUAUCAAAUUCACAAACGGAAGGUGUACUAGCAAGUUUAGAACAUGAAUUGGUAUCAUUGAAAGAAGAAACUGAAAUCUUGAAUAGAGAACGGAAAAGGAAACAAGUGGAAGUUCAGCCGGAAAUGGAGUAUUUGGAAAAGAAGUGGAAGGAUGGGGUUGGUAGGGUUUUGGAGAUUGAAGUGGCAAGUGAAAUGGUGUUUCGGGAGACUUUGGAGAAGAGACGGAGCGGUCAGGUUUAG
Molecule: messenger RNA, 621 nt
Organism: Orbilia oligospora ATCC 24927
Lineage: Eukaryota; Fungi; Ascomycota; Orbiliomycetes; Orbiliales; Orbiliaceae
Exons: 2
Coding region: 1-621 (206 amino acids)
Biological process (GO): mRNA processing
Cellular component (GO): Prp19 complex; catalytic step 2 spliceosome; precatalytic spliceosome
Source: RefSeq, a predicted model, not a curated record